UUGAUGUUUUGAUCCUACAAAACCUAACCUCGCUUUCACGGCUGUAAAUAACUUUGUUUACGUUUAUGCGCACGACAGGACCGAAGGCGUUCGUCUGGAUUGACGUUUGUUUUUGGGUUAUUUCUUGAUUAUUAUGGCUGAGUCCAAUGAUACUUCAGCGGGAAACGAAGGGAAAAUACUGUUCAAACCGAAAAAAAGGAAGCCAAUCCGUGCUAGGGAAGUUCAUUCAGAUGAUGACAAUGACAAUCAAGAAGAAGAAGUAGAUCUAGCCAAACUUGAAGAAAUGAAGACGGUCCAGAAACUAAGGAGACGCCCUAAUGGUGUAAGCAUUGUAAGCCUUGCCAUUGGUGAAAAGGUUUCGAUGGAAGAGGAAGAUAUGAUUAGCGAUCCAUUCAAAGCGAAGGCAGGAGGAAUGGUCAAUAUGAAGGCACUCAAGAGUGGCAAUGUAAAGCAGGUGGACGAUGCUUAUGAUGUCGGCAUCGGAACCCAAUUUUCAGCUGAAACCAAUAAGAGAGAUGAAGAUGAAGAAAUGAUGAAGUAUAUCGAGGAACAGCUGUCUAAAAGAAAAUGUAAAACAAAACAGGAAAAUGAAGAUGGGCAGCAGGAGGACACUUCAAAGUAUCUUUCCCCUGAAGAGGCUGCUCUUCAAGCUGUACCAGAACACUUAAGAGCCUCCUCUACUCGACGCUCUGAGGAAAUGUUGUCAAAUCAAAUGUUAAGUGGAAUUCCAGAAGUUGAUCUUGGAAUAGAAGCCAAAAUUCGUAACAUUGAGGCAACUGAAGAGGCCAAGCUAAAACUGUUGUGGGAGCGACAUAAUAAGAAAGAUGGCCCCUCACAUUUUGUUCCAACAAAUAUGGCUGUUAAUUUUGUUCAACACAACAGAUUUAACAUUGAAGAGUCAGGCCCACCCAAACGACGCAGAAAUGAUGCUCCUGUGGAUAAACGCAAGACCGGAACAGCAAGUACGAGUACCUCAGGCAAAGACGGAGAUGAUAAAGCGGGAGGAAAGGCUACGGACGACUAUCACUAUGAGAGAUUUAAAAAACAGUUUCGGAGAUUUUAAUUUAUGUUUACUUAAAUUUUUAUCAUUCUACCUGAUUAUUUCAAUAAAAUAUUUAUAUCCCAA
Thrips palmi is the source of this 1126-nucleotide messenger RNA. RefSeq names its product telomere length and silencing protein 1 homolog. Gene Ontology annotation, biological process: mRNA splicing, via spliceosome. Lineage: Eukaryota; Metazoa; Arthropoda; Insecta; Thysanoptera; Thripidae. Gene Ontology annotation, cellular component: spliceosomal complex. The transcript is spliced from 6 exons. The coding region runs from base 134 to 1063 and encodes 309 amino acids. The record is from RefSeq and is a predicted model, not a curated record.